UCCAUAAUGGAAGGUGCUUGGUAUAAUAUUAUCAGCUUUAGUACAAUGAUUAAGUAAACUAAUUACAAAACCAAAUUAACAAUGAGAAAAGUAGUAUACCAUCUCUUGAAGGUCACUAAGUCCUGUUUAAGCUGACAUAAGGACACUCGUCACUUAUGCUCCUAAUCUGGAGUUUAUAUAAGCUCACUAUAACUCUGUCGUUAGAAUUAAGUUUUUAUGUAAUCCCAAGCUAAAAAGUUAUGGCAGGAGCACAGGAAGAUGUACACCCGCAGAAGGCAUUUGGAUGGGCUGCUAGAGACUCUUCUGGAGUCCUCUCCCCUUUCAACUUCUCUAGAAGGGCAACAGGAGAGUUGGAUGUGACUUUCAAAGUGUUGUAUGUUGGAAUUUGUCACUCAGAUCUUCACUUUAUUAAGAAUGAAUGGGGAGGUAGUGAUUUCAUAGAUGCCUCCUACCCUGCUGUCCCCGGGCAUGAGGUGGUAGGGGUGGUUACAGAAGUAGGGAAAAAGGUAAAGAAACUGAAAGUAGGGGACAAAGUUGGGGUAGGAUGCAUGGUAGGAUCAUGCCGUUCGUGUGAUAACUGUGACAAGAAUCUUGAGAAUUACUGCCCAAAGAUGUUGCUAACCUAUGGAUCAACUUACUAUGAUAGCACCCCUACAUAUGGUGGUUACUCUGAUAUCAUGGUUGUUGAUGAGCACUUUGUUGUUCGUAUUCCUGAAACCAUGGCUCUCGAUGCUACUGCCCCGCUUCUAUGUGCUGGCAUCACUGUCUACAGUCCUCUGAGAUACUAUGAGCUAGAUAAACCUGGAAUACAUGUUGGUGCUGUUGGUCUUGGUGGUCUAGGCCACAUGGCUGUCAAAUUUGCUAAGGCUUUCGGGGCUAAGGUAACUGUUAUUAGUACCUCGCCUAACAAGAAGGAUGAAGCUGUUAACCGCCUUGGUGCUGAUUUCUUUUUGGUCAGUCGUGACCCUGAACAAAUGCAGGCAGCCACAGGGACAAUGGAAGGCAUAAUCGAUACAGUUUCGGCACCUCAUCCUCUAUUACCAUUGAUCAGUUUGCUGAAAACUGGUGGAAAGCUGAUCACGAUUGGUGUUCCAGACAAACCACUUGAGUUGCCGGUCUUCCCUUUGAUUAUGGGGAGAAAGAUGGUGGCCGGAAGCGGCAUUGGAGGGAUGAAAGAGACACAGGAAAUGAUUGAUUUUGCUGCAAAGCAUGAUAUUAAAUCGGAAAUUGAGGUAAUUCCAAUGGAUUAUGUGAACACGGCCAUGGAGCGUCUACACAAGGCGGAUGUUAGAUACCGUUUUGUCAUUGACAUCGGCAACACUCUCAAAGCCGCAUGAACCCAAUCCGAUCACUUCAUCAUGAGUUAAUUAAGUGAAAAUGAUUACUCAUUAGACUGAUCAUUCCUUGUACUUAUCAUAUAUGAAUGUAUAUUAUGAUAUCAAUUCAAUAAAUGGUUCACGAGUUUAGCAA
Molecule: messenger RNA, 1470 nt
Organism: Spinacia oleracea (spinach)
Lineage: Eukaryota; Viridiplantae; Streptophyta; Magnoliopsida; Caryophyllales; Amaranthaceae
Product: probable mannitol dehydrogenase
Exons: 5
Coding region: 240-1337 (365 amino acids)
Molecular function (GO): oxidoreductase activity, acting on the CH-OH group of donors, NAD or NADP as acceptor; zinc ion binding
Source: RefSeq, a predicted model, not a curated record